AUGGAACAAGUAUUUAAGAUAGAUAUUUCAGAUAUUUGUAAAUUACUUAAAAUACAAUAUUCAUUGCGUAUUUUAGUCGAUCGAAGUGAAGACGUUAGGAAGGAAGCCUUAUUUCGGUUGAAAGAUAUUCUUAACAACAACAUCAUAUUCAAGGAAUCACCUGAUUGCCCAACAGUUGUUAACUUGGAAGUCCUAGUUAGACAUCUCAUUCAAUGGUUUCAAUUACGUCCUCUUACUCAAGAACACGAAGUGUUAAAUUUAUUAACGCUUAUUAUAAGCCAAAAGGAACUUUUGAACGCUGUUACACAUCAUAUUGGUAUCAGCAGCCUCAGAGAAGAAUUUUUAAAAAUCGGAAACUUAAAGCUCAAUGAGAAUUGCAUGAUUAAAGUCCAGAAGAUCAUUGAACUGCUCAAUGACUAUGAGACUGGUAUUGUACCUGAAAUGAUGCAAGAGCAGGACUCAUCACAAGAAAAUAACUCUGAUAGUUACACCAAUUGUCUGACAGCUAGAAAUCGAAAAUCUAUUUCAAAUCCUGUUAAGGACGAGGAAUUAUUCUGGAUCAGACUUGAAGGAAAGAACAAAGAUAUUUUCAACGCAAUCAAUAACAUGUUGUUGCACUACAGACAAUCGGAUACUGGAAGAAAAAAUUUCGAUUUAUUUCUCAAAAAUACUGACGAAUUUCCAAUCGAGUUUUAUUUUCAAUCGCCAAAUGUCCUUUCAACAGUCAUUAAUAUGAAUAUAUCUGAUGAUGAAAAUACAUCAAUCAACAUUAUAAAGUUCAUCCGUUUCAUCGUUAAUUCUAUUCAAAGUCGUUUGAUAGAAUCAUUCGAAUAUGCUGAUGAUCAAGAACUGAACUUUCCAUCAGUGAAAAAUCAUUUUAAUCAAAUCAUGACGAUGCUCACGAUUUACUUUGAGACUUUACAAAAGAACUUCAGUCUGGAUGUUUUCAAGAAGAAUCUGGACUAUUUAAAUGAAGUUUAUCUGCUUUUAUUUGAUGUUUCAUUUUUCAUCAGAAAGACAAAAAAUGCCUGCGAAACUGAUUUCAAUCAACUUAUAAAUGCAAUUGGCAAUUUUGCAAAACUUUUGCGAACUUACAAAACUCCACUAAACCGUGAUUUAGGAGUUAUCAGAGUUCAUUAUAUGCUUUCAAUUUAUUCAAUCAAUUUCCUCGUCUCAUCUGUUGACACCACAAAAAUUAGCGAAAAAUAUCCAAACAAUGCAUGGGAAUUUGAAUCGAAUUUUGCAAUGUUAGAUGGAGGUUUAAAGAUGUCGCAAUGUCAAAUAUAUUCAAUGGUGAUCAAUAAUCGAGUAAGCAUCGUAAAGAAAGAUAAUGAAUUAUCACUUUUUCUUAACUCACGACUUAUGUGGCGACCUGUUGUUCAAUUAUUUCAAAAUUGGUACAAAAUGUCUGGCGAGGAAAUUCUUAAAAUAGGCGUUGAUGCUCUUAAGACAAUUUGCAUUCAUAGAAGUUUAGAAUUAGUCAAGUUGUUGACAACUUCUAUUAAAAAUUGUUCAAAGCAAUAUGCCGAUAAUUUGAUGCUUAAACAAUUAGCUCAGGAUAUCUUUCUACAAUUGCUUUGUACUGAAAUUCUUGAAAUUCGCCAACAUGCAUACAGCUUUGCUAAGAAAAGCAUUCAAGAAAAGAUUAAUGAUAAACCCAAAGAUGAUCCAUCUUGUGAUGACAGUCUUUGUCAUAUUUUUGGUAUUCCAAUCAAGACUGAAAUCUUCACUGAAAUUAUUUGCUUUGGCUUAACUGAUGUGGAUGAGGAAAUUCGAAAAUGUUCCAAAUCUAUUUUUGUCGUUUUACUUCGAUCAAAAAUUAUUUUUUCUGAACGUCAUUGGCUGAGAAUUUACGACAUAAUGAAGCCUGUUUUACCAUUGCCAACUGCUGUGUUGAAAGAUCACAACCACAUGGAUAUGCUUGUUAAUGGCUAUUAUCAGUCAAGUUCGUCACAUCACCAACAUCAACUUAAUCAGGCAUUAGCCAGAUUUUUCUUCUCCAAAGAUCCAGAAUCACGAUCUGCCGCCAAGAAGAAUUUGUUGAAAAACUUAAGAUUUGAAGAAGAUUCCAUAGAAGUUAUUCCCGAUGAUUUUUGUAUCCUUCCCAAGCACAUGGUGAAAUUGUUGGCCCUUCCUAAUAAUGUUGGGUAUGAUGAAGAGAACUACAAAGAAAUUUACAGAAUUUUCAAAAACCCAAAUACUAUUAACAAGGAAAACGUUACAUCGCUUCUCAUUCAGCUGAGUGGUCUUAUGAAUUCAAGAGAACUUUGUCACAAAUCACACGAUGAUAACAUUUGGAUUUAUUUUACGGCUAACUAG
Molecule: messenger RNA, 2319 nt
Organism: Clunio marinus
Lineage: Eukaryota; Metazoa; Arthropoda; Insecta; Diptera; Chironomidae
Source: the annotation of a GenBank genome assembly